AUGAUGUACACAAUGAUGUGCAAAUGUCGACCCUUUAGAAGUCCUGAAGACAUGAUGCAUGGCAGUCUGAGUUUUAACGUUAGAGUAUCCACAGAAUUGCAGAACUUGAUAAGUCGCUGCCUGACUGUUGACCCAACUAAGAGAGCGACUACUGAGGAGAUCCUACAGCAUAAAUGGUUUCAGCGAGGACAAAUGUCAGGAGUAACUCCAAAUACUAUACCAUUUGAUGAGAUUUAUGAGGUGGGAGAUAAGCUUGGACAAGGAAGCUUUGGCACUGUGUACGAGGGGACUUCAAAAAUUCAACGCAAGAAGGUUGCCAUCAAAAUCAUCCUCAAGUGUAAAAGAGACCGUUAUAUUGAACUACCUGGCUGUUCAAAGCCACUGUUUGCAGAAGUGGCUGCAAACCUGCUGCUGAAACAGGCUCCAUUAAGCCCCUACAUUGUGUACAUGCUGGAAUGGUUUGAAGAGGAGGAUCGGUUCAUCCUCAUCCUGGAACAUCCGGAACCCUGCAAGGACUUGCUCAGAUUUGUGGUUCACAACAUGCAUUGGCCGAACGAAUUACAGACACGUAGCCUGAUGUAUCAAGCGGUGCUCGGGGCCAAGCACUGUCUUGACCGAGGUGUCUUUCACCGGGACAUUAAGUUGAAUAACUUUCUGAUCAACACGACGACUAACCGAGUCCAACUAAUAGACUUUGGCUGCAGUGACCUGGUCAAAAGUACAGGCUACUUGGGUGGUUUUAUAGGAGGAGUCUGCCCGCCUGAAUACUACAAGGGCUUAGGAUACAAGGCAGAGCCAACAACCGUCUGGUCUCUGGGUGUAAUGAUGUACACAAUGAUGUGCAAAUGUCUGCCCUUUAGCAGUCCUGAAGACAUGAUGCAUGGCAGUCUGAGUUUUAACGUUAGAGUAUCCACAGAAUUGCAGAAUUUGAUAAGUCGCUGCCUGACUGUUGACCCAACUAAGAGAGCGACUAUUGAGGAGAUCCUACAGCAUAAAUGGUUUUGUAAAGGGAACCCGAACUGGAUCCGAAUACCAGUGAAAAAUGGCGGUUUUGACUUCUGUGAAUUCAUUAAGGAAGACGGUGAUAAAGCUGGUAAGAAGCUGGUAAACAUCCUUGUGGCUGAUAUGGUAGAGAAGUAUGGUCGUACUGUGAAGAAGAAACUCUUACAGCCAGAGAAGGGAUGUGAUGGAGAAGCUGUGAGUAUAAGUCAUGAUGUUGAUGGAGGAGUGGCAGCACCUCAAGUGGACAUGUCAGUGGCAGAAUUGGCAGAUCUGCUCAGAGCUCACAUGGCGAGGAUGGAUGGCUGGGAGGCUGAGAGACAAAAGGAGCAGGUGGUGCAGGAACUGCGCUUCAAGGCUCUCCAGCACCAGUUUGGAUUGUUGCAGAUGGAGGUCCAAGCAGGCACCACUCCGGCCCCUCUUCAACAUGGCCGAGAAGUUCGGGUGGACACGGGAUGGCCAGAAGCCAACCCCACUGAUACGGAUGAAGUGUCAAGGAUUCACAGAAGUCCUGACCAGGCAGAGGGACCGGUGAGUUUGCCCCUCACACAAAUGCCCAGGCUGGAGAAGCUGGGAGAAACGGAUGAUGUGGAGCACUUUCUGGUCACGUUUGAACGGAGCUUGUAG
This is a messenger RNA of Puntigrus tetrazona (Sumatra barb), 1626 nucleotides long. Its product is annotated as serine/threonine protein kinase OSK1-like. Lineage: Eukaryota; Metazoa; Chordata; Actinopteri; Cypriniformes; Cyprinidae. Gene Ontology annotation, biological process: protein autophosphorylation; regulation of mitotic cell cycle; negative regulation of apoptotic process. Gene Ontology annotation, molecular function: ATP binding; protein serine/threonine kinase activity. Gene Ontology annotation, cellular component: cytoplasm. The record is from RefSeq and is a predicted model, not a curated record.